AAUCCACAUGAACCCUUCAAAAAUGUGGUUUCCUUUCUAUAAAAAUCCCCACCCUUUUGAUUGGCGGAGCAACAUCACCAACCAAUAAAACUCUCUUAGCCUAACAGACUAGAAAACGACAUCAACACCUCAUCCCACUAUAUAUAUAUAUAUAUAUAUUACAAAUCCCAUUUCUUCCAGAUGAAGCUCAAAAAUCCGUGAGUGACACGCGCAUCUCCUCUCUUCAUUCUCAAGCCCCGAUUCCUGCUCUCAGUGAAGGUGAAUUGAAUUUGGCGCAUUUCAUCAUUUCUGACCCAACAAAAUGGUUUCAUUUGAGAUGAAUGACCGGAAAAAGAUUGGGCUAGGCUUGACAGCAUUUGGUGUAUUUUUCUCUUUCCUGGGUAUCGUUUUCUUAUUCGACAAGGGGUUGCUUGCGAUGGGAAAUAUCCUCUUCAUCUCAGGAGUGACAUUAACCAUCGGACUGAAAUCCACUGUUCAAUUCUUCAUGAAACGUCAAAAUUAUAAGGGUACUAUUUCUUUUGGUGUUGGCUUCUUCUUUGUUAUCAUAGGAUGGCCUAUCUUGGGUAUGAUGUUGGAGGCAUAUGGAUUUAUCGUGCUCUUCAGUGGCUUCUGGCCAACACUGGCUGUUUUUCUGCAGAAGAUACCCUUUCUUGGUUGGGUAUUCCAACAGCCAUUUGUGAGAUCGUUCUUUGAUAAGUACCGAGGGAAACGCGUGCCUGUAUAAACCUGAAAUCAAAGAAAUUGCAAUGAAGCUGCAAGGGCAGGCCCACUUUUAAGUGGUUGUAAAGUACUGUCCCAUGAAGACCAAAUAUUUUUUAUCCUGUUCAUGCGUUGACGGUAUCCGAUGUGGCGUUGACGGUAUCCAAUGUUUGACUUUCUUGGUGUAGCCAUGUCUGUACUAUUCUAUAGCGGUUUUCUUCUUUCACUUGAAUAGAUGAACAAAAAAAAAAAAAAAAACAUUAGAAAAACACAAAUCUGAAUGGGAAUUUUUUUUCAUUGGUA
Messenger RNA from Vitis vinifera (wine grape), 1002 nucleotides. RefSeq names its product vesicle transport protein GOT1. The record is from RefSeq and is a predicted model, not a curated record. The transcript is spliced from 7 exons. Lineage: Eukaryota; Viridiplantae; Streptophyta; Magnoliopsida; Vitales; Vitaceae. Bases 302 to 724 code for a protein of 140 amino acids. Gene Ontology annotation, biological process: endoplasmic reticulum to Golgi vesicle-mediated transport; retrograde transport, endosome to Golgi.